CCUUGGGAUAUUUUCGGUUUCAGGAAGUUGCGACCAUGGCUCGUGGUCCGACUUCCUUCGUCCUUUUUCUAUCUCUCUUCUCUUCUCGCACGCAGCCCUUAGACAUUUGCGUCUUGCAUUUUGGGUAUUUGUUGUUCUUCUUGCUUCCCACAUGCCCUUGCUUUUGCUGCCCUCUGAGUGCGAUUUUCAUUUCUAGUCUGAUUUCGCAUUUGGCUGUUCGUUGGUGCGCCGUUCCCACUGGAAGGUCGUCAUGCCCCGGCGUGGCCAGUCGAAUAGGAUCACAAGACGGAAAUCAGCAGCAUCCAUCCAUAGCCAGCCUCAUAUCGAUCCUGAGACAUCACGACAGCAAGCUUACGCUGCUGCAACAUACGCAUUUGCGCGAGCCCAAGAGAGGAGUGGCGACAUGGGGCCUGGCGGCGCUGUGGCUCCGGCCAUCACCGCAAAUCCGCUGGAGGAGAAUAUGCAUCCACGCACUGAUAACGGCACGAAAAGAGGAGCGUUGAAACAUAAGCAGAGUGUGCGGUUCGCAGGGCCAUUGGCUGCUCCAAGACCUGCACUGGGCACCAGAACAAUACAGCAGAACUCAGUGCAGAGAAAAUUAAGCACAGGAUCACUUCGACCUCAAGCAUCCACAGGUGAUGUGCCCGUGCCUGCAGCAUAUCGGCCCCAGAGCAGAUCUUCGUCGCUGGAGGCGUCGUUCAAGCAGGUUGGGCCUGACAGUUAUGCUACGGCACUGGCGGCAUACGAUGAGUAUUACACGCGCGAGGACGACGUGGUGACGACGCCGUCUUCAUACAGGAAGAUACGAAGAUCAAAAUCGAUGUUGCAUCCUGCCACGGCGCAGGGGCCUUUAUUCAGCAAUGGUACCCCGGAGAGUUCGAUUGCGGGCCGGAGAAAUAAUGGUCUGUUUAGAUCAAAGGGCAACGUAGCCUUGAGGGCACCCAAGUCUAUGAGCUUUCUCCAAGGGGGCAGGUCAAGGUCUGCUCAAAAUCCGGAAUACGAUGUUGCAGUGCAGGUUGCAAGAGACAAAUUCCUCCGCCAGGUUGAACAACAGCGCCUUCGAGAACAGCCCUCGUUCCUCUUCCGUUCGAGCAAGGCUAGAAGAGAGGAAAAGUCACUCCGCAGAUCCUUUCGUACCAAUAGCAGCACCAACAGUUACGGGAUGCCCAUCGCUUCCGAAAAUCAAAACUAUCAUCGGAGCUGGGAUGACACCCUAAAAAAUAAAGCACGACAGGCUUCAAAGAGUUUCAAAAAUAAAUUGAAGGGUCUUUUUCGACGGAGUAAUGGCGAUGGGAGUGUGGCCAUACCUGAUCAAGAAGUUCAGGCUCAAAAGUCUCAUAUCACAGACUAUGAGAUACAGAUAGGACCGCCAACGGCACUGGGCAGCCCUUACGAGGAGUCACCUCCUGCUCGUGCUACACUUUCAACGGUAUCUACUCAGCAGCCAUCUCUUCGUAUGGUCCCAUCUUCCCAUCGGCUACGAUCUAUUGCUGGCAGCAUGCAAAGCCUAACCAGUGAAGCAAGUAGUAAGUCGAGAGUGAUGAGCUGGACAAACACCGAUACAACGGCCAACAGCCGCUAUGCAGCUGCGGAAAGAGAGCGGGAAAGGUUGUCUGUAAUCAACGAAAAUGGCACCCACAAGGCAUCCUCGUCGUUUAACCGCCCAACCCUCAAAAAUCAAUAUUCGGCAUACCCGGAUUUCAACCCCCCUGGAAGCACACAUGGACAUCCCCCGCCGUUUAUCGGGCAGGUUGACAGCGCACGUGUAUACUCAGCGUUAAUGAGGCGACUUUAUGAAAACAGCCCAGAAGCUAAAUUGACGAAGCAAAAGGAUAACUCGAGGACGUCUCGAUCACCCAAACAUGGUGUCCCAGGAAGUGGUUCGGUGGACAGUCGGCAGAGCAGCCAAGGGUAUAAAUCCACCAUUAUUAGGGUUAAAAAUUCCUCCGAAAACUUCUCUGCGUCGGCAGAUAGGUUUCAAAACAUGAACCAAAGCAAUGAUGUUUUUUACACUGCGAGAAGCUAUUAUGACAGUGGUUCCAUAGGGCACAAACGUGGACACAGCAACUCUUCUGCUUCUACAGUUAUCACCAAAAAACCAAAUUACAGAGCAUAUCCACCACCCAUUAUGGGAGAUUUGCCGGCCAAAAUAACACCCCAAGAAGCUGUGGCGGCUGUCGAACUCCAAGGCACUGUCAGCAGAGGCCCGAGGGAGACCAGGUCUACAUUUUUUGGUGGCACUGAGCUGACCAAUAUCGGAGGCACACCUAGCCCCUAUAGGCGGGCAAUGGCUGAGGCAGAUCUAAAUUCUACGAUGGGCAAGAUGGGAAUGUCCUCCGCUGACUCAAGUCCCUUCAUUCCUGACAGUCUGCGACGAGAAAAAUCCGCUUUUAGCCUAGCUAAUUGUGAAUCCGACAAACAGGAGGGUGACGGAAUUGAUUAUGCCUAUACAGAGAGCAUUUAUUCCAGAACUACAAGUGGGCGAACUCCACCCGAUAUGGGAGAGUCGUUUCAAGCCAGCGAAGACUCAACGCCGUGGAAACUUGGAUCUGCGGUCUUGGUGGAGCGCACUACCUACUGCCCUCCGGGGCCACCACAUCGUGUUAAUGCAAGCACUGGGAGUACAGAUUGGAAGGCCUGGAUGAGCGCACAAGUCUCCAAGCUCGAGAGGGCGAAGGAAAACGUUGAUUCUGCCACGUCUGCAGGCCACCUCGUUCCGCACAUCGUGCCUACGAUGCCCAAAAUAUUCGGGGGCCAUGUUCGAGAGACGGCGCAGAUCUCGGGGGACGACACGGCAUUUUCGGUGCCGAAAGCUACUACAAUUCCAAUCCAGCCACUAGAAGUAUUGCAGGAGGAUCCCAACGUCUCGCCAAACCCAAUCCUGAAGAGUAAGCUAUCAUCAAGCUCGCUGCUGGUCCCGAAUGUCACGCCUACCCCGAGCCAAAAAGGGGUGCGUGGCUCCUUGAGGCAGGCUCCAUCGAGAAGUAGCAUGAAGAGCGUGAGCACUGUCCUGAAAGAGCGUAUGGUAAGUAAUUCAGCUGCAAAUGUGAUGGGAACCUCGACAGGGAACUCCCCUUCUUCCCAGCGCGAAAGUUCCAAGGCACGACAAAAAAUGCAGCGAAAACAGUCCAGCGCGACACUCCACAGUGUGCAGACACCGAGUAAGCUCGUCAAGAAGAUUGGGAGGCGCGCGUCGAACGAUAACGCGCAGUUGCCGAGCCCUGGGGUUGGACUUGCGCAGAUGGUUGCGGAGAAGAAGUUCGCAUCUGUUGGGGGAAGGGUGGCGGGGAUGGAAAACUGGACACCGACUAAGGUUGACGGACUGGGAGGGGACGGAGGCGUAGUGGUGGGAGGCAGAGGUGUGGAGUUGAAUGGGCAAGUUAUGGGAAGCAGACGCAUGGUGGAUCUUUUUCUGAGCAGUCGCCGGAAGCGGGUCGCGGGGAGUGAGGAUAGUAAUGUGUUUUUGUAGAAGGGGGAGGGGUGUUCUGGGUCGGGGAACAACGGUAGCUGGUUAUAUGAUUUGGCUGGGGUUGCGUAUUUGUUUGGAUUGAGGAUGGGAAGAAUAUUAUUGUUGGAAGGUCGGGUUGAGAGCUAUUCUUUCAGCUGGUAGGCCCAUAUGGAAGGGCUUUGUUGAGAUGGGGAG
Messenger RNA from Pseudogymnoascus verrucosus, 3643 nucleotides. RefSeq lists its product as uncharacterized. The transcript has a single exon. NCBI's taxonomy places the organism in Eukaryota, Fungi, Ascomycota, Leotiomycetes, Thelebolales, Thelebolaceae. The record is from RefSeq and is a predicted model, not a curated record. The coding region runs from base 251 to 3469 and encodes 1072 amino acids.